GCUGCCCCCGGCCGCGCGCGUCGGAGAGCUCGGGCCGCCUGGAGCUCCGAAGUCCUCGGCUGCCUCCGCCCAGGGAGAGCCGUCACCGCCCUCCUCCCCGCGCCGGCGGCCCGGCCAGGACUGCAGGGCCGGAAGCCGGGGCCGGUAUGGCCUCAGCGGGGGCCUGGGCGGCCCUGGCGCCAGGCUGUUCGGGUGGCUGAGAGAGCGCAGCCUGGGCCGCGGGCUGUUCGUGGACCCGGCGCGGGACAAUUUCCGCACCAUGACUAACCUUUAUGGUUCCAUCCACCCCGCGGACUCAGUGUACCUCAGCACCCGCACCCACGGUGCAGUCUUCAACCUCGAGUACUCGCCGGACGGGUCAGUGCUGACAGUUGCUUGUGAACAGACUGAAGUUCUGCUUUUUGACCCUAUAUCUUCAAAGCACAUAAAAACACUUUCUGAAGCUCAUGAAGACUGUGUAAAUAAUAUCAGAUUUCUUGAUAACCGGCUGUUCGCUACCUGCUCUGAUGACACUACAAUAGCACUAUGGGAUCUGAGAAAAUUGAACACGAAAGUAUGCACUUUACAUGGUCACACUAGCUGGGUGAAGAACAUCGAAUAUGAUACUAAUACACGACUCUUAGUAACAUCAGGAUUUGAUGGAAAUGUCAUUAUUUGGGACACUAACAGGUGUACAGAAGAUGGGUGUCCACAUAAGAAAUUCUUUCAUACACGUUUUCUCAUGCGAAUGAGAUUAACACCAGAUUGUUCCAAAAUGUUGAUCUCAACAUCCUCUGGAUACCUCUUGAUUUUGCAUGAUCUUGACUUAACCAAGUCUUUAGAAGUAGGCAGCUAUCCCAUUUUGAGGGCAAGAAGAACUACUUCAAGUUCAGAUUUGACCACUUCGUCCAGUUCAUCCGGUCCUAGAGUUUCUGGUUCACCUUGUCAUCAUAGUGAUUCUAAUUCAUCUUCUGAGAAGCUCAUGUCACGAGCCUCUCAAAGAGAAGGAGUGUCACCACGAAAUAGUCUUGAAGUCUUAACUCCUGAAGUUCCUGGUGAGAGAGACCGUGGAAACUGCAUCACAUCCCUACAGCUGCACCCAAAAGGCUGGGCCACUCUUCUGCGGUGCUCAAGCAACACUGAUGAUCAGGAGUGGACUUGUGUCUACGAAUUCCAAGAAGGAGCUCCAGUGCGACCUGUCUCACCUCGCUGUUCUCUACGACUGACUCAUUACAUUGAAGAAGCCAAUGUAGGCAGGGGUUAUAUCAAAGAACUUUGUUUCAGCCCUGAUGGGCGAAUGAUUUCUUCCCCACAUGGCUACGGGAUUCGCUUGUUGGGAUUUGACAAACAGUGCAGUGAACUUGUUGACUGUUUGCCCAAAGAAGCCAGUCCCCUGCGGGUGAUCCGUUCUCUGUACUCUCAUAAUGAUGUGGUACUGACAACAAAGUUCUCUCCAACACAUUGUCAGAUUGCCUCAGGGUGCCUUAGUGGACGGGUUUCUUUGUAUCAGCCAAAGUUUUAGGCACAACUUAUAUCAAAUAAGGAACAAUUCUGGUGUUUGACUAUAAACUACUUCAAUUUAAGUGAAGUAUUUGCUUUUUAGAAGAUCUUAUAAGUUUGGGUCAAGAUUCUGGUUCUUAUUGGUCCGUGAACACACCUGUGACCUGAGUACUUGGUCAUCCAGCAUCAUACAGACAUCUCCAAGUUAGACUCUAUGCAGCGUCAUCCUUCUCAGCAUUCCUCUGCUCCUGCUGACCUGUGCCACUGAACUCCAGGUUUUCUGGUUAUUUUGCAUGGUAGCUCUUAUCAAGUUCCUUCCUCCCUUCCUUCCUCUCUUCCUCCAUUCUUUUCUCUCUCCUCCCUUCCUCCCUUUUUGUUUUUUGAUUUUGGUAUGAAUUUUGUGGACAUAUAGCAGGAGUUUUGGUUGAGAUAGAGAGACCCGUGACAUUAGUAUUGAAUAAAAUCCAGAAGUAUGAUGUUGGCAUACUGGUUAUUGAAAAAGAAAUUUCAUCUUUACUUAUCAGUAUACUUGGCCUUUUAAAGUUGCUGUUAACAUUUCUCUAUAUUGAGCACAAAUAAUGGUAUUAUUCUCGUAACUGUUAGAUAGUCUUGCAACAAAAUGUCUUAAAUUUCCUGUUAAAAUUAUACAGAUUUUUUUUCAUGAUGAGAGGGAUUUUGUUGUGAAAUUCUAGAAAAAAUAUUACCUUCUCUCUUUGUAAUUUACUUUACUUGUAUGAAUUCAAAAUCUGUAGCAUGUGUCCUUACUUGGUAUUUUGUUUCUAUCAAUAGCAUUAGAAAGAAAAGGAGGAGAUGGAAUAGACUUUGGUCAUUUCUAUUGUACAGAAAAGGAUUUAUUUAUUAGAUUAGUACAAUGUCUGGCCACAGAAUGAUGAGAACAAUGUGACUUAGAUCUGUGUUUUCUCUACCAGAUUAUUUGAAUCACACAGGCUGAUGUGUUAACAGUAUUGCGAUCGAGGGGGAAUAGAGUAAAGGGGUGGUGUUUUACUCAUCUUUCUUCCUUAAGCCAGGUGUCACAAGCUGAACUUUCUUAACCAUUAGUGAGGGAAGAACUGCAGUCCUCUUCAAGCUGUUGUCAUAAUUGUGGUAGUCAGUGACUUAGAUAUCAAGACUAAAUGUUGAUAAGAAGACCUUUUUUUGUGUUUUGUUAUGGAACACAGCAGAUUAAAAGCAUCAAGCUGGGGUCAAGUACAAGGCAACUGCUCUGUUGAAUAAGCAUGUUUCUUCCAGUCUCCUCCACAUUGAAUGGAAUUGUGUUUAGAAGGGGUUUGCCAAAGGCUGGAGUAAUUUAAGCCAUGUGCUAGUCCUCCCCUCUUACGUCCAUCCUCUUUAGGCCAGUGAUUCUCAAACAUUAGGGUGCAUUAUAAUCAUUGAGGAGCUUGUGAAAAAUGUAGAAACCUGGGCCUCACCCUAGGAAAUUCUGAUUCAGCCAGGGAGAAGACAAGAAUAUGUAUUUUUAACAGGAACCCGUUAUUGAGGUGGUCUCUGGAUCAUAGUUUGAAAAACACAACCUUAAACAGCAGUAAGUACUUCUAUAACCAUCUGGUGCUUAACAAAAUUCCCAGAAAGUGUUUUGAUUAUUUAAAAAUAAUAAUAUUAAGUGAACAAUUUUAAAGGUAGAAAAUAACUUGGAGUGGAAUCAGUUGCAUUAUUUGACAAAUGAGGGAAGUUAAGUGAUUUGCCUAAGGUCAUGCUGCAAACAAAGUGGCAGAACCAGUCUCCUAAUUCUUUGCUCAGGACAAUUUCUACUGUAUUAUGGUGACUCUUAAAAACAAUAACUUAUGAAAACUUUGUCUUUAAGUUGUAUUAUUGUGAAUACCCUUAAACUAGCCAAUAGACUGAAAAAGGAAAGCAUAGGAGUAGAUGCUGAGAAUUCCAGCCGUAAGAAAAGUAUUUUAAAUCUUACAGAAAUGUUUAAAUACAUGAAUAAAAUAGACAUUUCUUUGUAGGACCUACUGAACAGCCAUUCACACACAUAUACAAGGUUAUAUCCUAAUUGGAACAGUGUUUGGCUCCAGGACAAAUUUUAAAAUUAGAUCAUUUUACUAUGGAUGUUAAAAAAUUGAAAGCUUUCUAGUCAUUGAAAAAUUUAACAAAGCACAGUGAAUAUAUAGGCUUGCUGUGAACUUUGCAAAAAAUAUAUAUUUAAAAGAAAAUAUAGUUUUGGAGGUAAAAACACCCAAACAAUGUUAUCAUUAAAAAUAAGGUUAAAUAUGUACAAUAAAAAAUAAGUAAGCUACCAAAUAUAAUGACCAUACUGAUAUUCAAAGGAAGAUUUUGUAAAUUCUGUCAACUUUGGAAAGAGUUCCAGAUCAGAUGCCGGGCCCACAUGUUGCCCAACUCUAAAUUUAGCCAACAAUUCUUUAACUACCAUAGAGUACCUAUUAUAUGUCAAAUAAUGUAUGUGCUUUACUACUAACCCUCACAAAAACCUUCCAAGGUAGGUGGAAUGAGCCCCAAUUUACUUUGGAGGUAAUGAUGGGUCAGAAAGAUUAAGUGACAUGCCUUAAGUUACAGAGUUGGCAGUGGGUGGCAGCACUAGAAUUCAAACCCAAGUUUGUUUUUUUGUUUAUUUUAGUCCAAAGUCUCUGCUUACUACUCUACCGUUUUGCCCUUUAGUUUGUAAAGGAUGGCAAACUAGCCUGUUAAUUUGUUUAGUAUCUUCUGAAGUUUUUUUAUUACGAAGCUGGCUUACUUUCUGUACCGUGUAAAAGAACAUUUACAAGAUUGAUAAUUUACGUGAGAAUUAAUAUCAUAAACUCAGGGCAUAUAUGAAGUCCAUUCCUAACUAAAAAACCUCAAGCAGGUUAAGCAACUAUAAAAUAGAAAAGAACAAUGGAGGAUAAAUAUCCUUGUAUGAAAAUAGAGCCAUGUAGAUGAGAAUUAAAAAUUAACAGCCAGCAAAUUCAACAAUUUUGUUCUCCUUGAGGUAUGGUUAUGAUCAAAUAGUCAUCAGGGAAUAUUAAUCAAGGAAUUAAAGGGAAUCAGGAAUGCUAUUCUAUUGGAGGAAAUUACAUAUUACCAUUUCAAGGUCCCAUUUCACUUACAGUAUAAAAUCUAAUCUGAUGGGUUUUUUCUCUAAAUUUUAUUCAGUUGUUUUUAUUCAUGUUAAUUGGUUAAAUGUAUUAUAAUUGGUAAUGUAGUGUAGUUGUUGGUAAAUGUAGUAUAAAUUGUUCUCCUGUUUUAAAAAGCUUUCUGCAGAACAGAAUGUUUACAGCAAUGCUAUGUUGAAAGAGUUAGGAACAUCAAAUAUACAGUACUUCUUUAUUUUCAAUUUUGAAAAUGAAGUGGCUAAAGCAGAAGAGACCUCUAUUUUAGUCUUUUUUAAAUGUCUGUGGUCUUUUUUCUCAGAAACCCAAAACACAUGCAUAUUUAGUUAUUUCUUCUUGUUACAUCCCUGAGAAGAGGCUAUGCCAAAAAUUUUAGGAAAACAAGCAGGGAAGUAACGUUUCCCGCUCAUAUGUCUAGAACUAAGAUCACAUUACAUCACUGUAAAAGUUGUGUUCUCUAGAAAGUGCAAUAUAGGGAAGAUACUGAGAAUCUUUUAGAAGCCUAGUGUUUCCCAUAUUUGUCAGAAUAUAUGGUACUGGCAUCCUUAAAUAUCUGUUAAACUUGCGUUUAGCAGGAGAAAUAGUCUGAUAAUUUACUGGUGACAAUCAUCCCUGUUUAAUGACCAGCAGUCACUGAAUGCUGUGAAAAUUCACUCAGUAAUACUUUGUGUUGGUCAUGAAGGAAACCAUAUGUAUGAAUUUUUGGAUAACUAAUGUGUAUCUCUUAAGUGCCAAAAUUUAAAACUUGUAAUUAUUUUUGAUGCAAGUCUUUUAGGUAUGUUAGUAUACCUCCCUGCCGCCUUAAACAGCAUGCUCAGUGGAAUUCACUUUUUCGUGAUGAAAAGUUAAAAGUUAUAUUCAUAAUGUUACAUUAUUACAAAUAUCUAGUGGAUUCUGAUGUAUAUAAAAGCUCUGAUGUAUAUAAAAUACUUCAUCAAAAGUAAAGGGCUAUAACAAAUAUGAGUUAUUAAUGUCUAUUAUAGGGAGAUUUUCUCAGCCCUGAGGUAUAUAUAAUCAUUUACCUCAGAUUGCUUUUUUUUUUGCCAAGUAGUUUGUUCCAUCUCUUCCCAUACUGUCAGUAUGCCUGGUUCUGUCAGGUUCCCUGCUUUCUUUUUUUCCCCACCCACUUUCUUUAAUGUGCUGUGUUUAUCUGUUAUGAGCUGGGGCAUGUGAUAACCAAGCCUGUUCAGAGUAUCUAAAGUAAGAGCUGGACAAACUCUGUGUACACAGUCUUAGAGGCAGCUCUUUUGGUUGCUUUCUGCUUUUCUGACGGCUUCACAAUAACCUUCUGGAUAAUAGAAGCUCCCAAUUAAAGCCUGGGCUAGUGAUUUUUUCAGUUGCAACUAAGUAAGAUACUAUGAACUAAGGAUGCUGCUAGAUUAAAAAAUAAACAGCAAUGUAACAAAGUACAGCAAAGCAACAACAAAAUCUCUGUGUUUGUACAGGAGUCUUUCAUGCUUUCAAGAAAAAAGCAGUCCAUUAUUGCUGUCUUGAUUACAUAGAAAAAAACCAGAAGACUGCAGGAAAUAAAAAAAAACAAUGAAAAUAAAAUCUAGAUAGACUCAAGAGUAUUUGAUGCCAUUAAACUUUGUCAAUAACCAUUAAAAUAUAUACUUGAAUUAUCACAUGUUGUACAAAGACAGGUUAGGCUCAUUAGAGAAUAAGAUUGUACUAAAAUUUAUAUUCUAGAGAUGAUUCUAAAUGAUGUCUUAAGAAUUUUUCCCAUUCAAAUGAUAAUUAUUAUCAAAAGGAAAGUCUCAAAUUUACCUUUAUGCUGUAAAUGUGAUAGAGAUAUGGGUUUUAUCAAAAGCCCCAAAGAACACAUCUCAUAUAUAUAAACCUCUCAUAUGUAUAUAAAUGUCACUAUAAAUGAAAAUACCACCUGGAGAUAAUAAAUUUUUAAAAUUUAAAUCUGGCCCAAAGUCUUUAAAAUAGGCAGAAUUUUCAGCUUUCCUAAGUUUCUUCCUCAUUUACAUUUCUUGGUUUUUAGAUUAAAGGGUGAAUAUUUGAAUUUUCUUUUAAAUUUCACUGUAUCUUUCAUUUCCAGACUGUGCUUUCUGGUAAAAUUUAGAGUCACAUUUUCAGGAAAUUUGGAGUGUUCUAAAUAAUAUACUAGAUACCCCGAAAGUUUUCUCAGUAGGUUGUGAGGUGCUGUAAGUUGUUAUGCUAGACUGUAAGCUCCUUGAGGGCAGGUACUGUCUUAUUUAUUGUAUCCCGAGUGCCUGGCAUAGGACCUGACACAGAGUAGUUCAAUAAAUAUUUGUUGAGUGAAUCAAAUGAACCUUUCCCAUAUGUGGCCUCAAGCUCCCAUGAAGCCAGAAUGCAGUGUGCAAAUUAUUCAGUACUAGAGGAUUCUAUCAUUUACUGUUAUAAUUAACAGACUAUAUUCCUCAGGGUAAGAUUUGUUCUGACAAUAAGUAAACAUUUCUCAUUGAUUUGGAAAACUGUAAGACUCAAUUUUUCAUUCAACAAACAUUUGAGUCCUGUUAUAUGCCUAGGCUAGUACUGGGGACUAAAGGGACAAAAAUAACUAAAGUCUUGGUAUUCCAUAGCUGCAGUUGAAAUAGACUUAGAUUCAGGGCUGGCUUUAUGGGUAUUGGACUUGUACAGUUAUAUAGGGCCCCACACUUAGAAAGGCGCUGUGCUUGGUUUAAUGCUGCGCUGUAACCAUCUUAAAAUUCUUAAUUUUUUGAACAAAGGGCCUGCAUUUUUCUUUUGCACUGGGCUCACAAAUUAUAUAGCUGGUCCUGCUUAGAUGUUAUCAUUUUGACAUGAUGGAAACAAAAUAAUGAGUUAUAGUAUCUUUCACCUACUGUCUAGUGGAUAUUCACAUUCAUUGAAAACUAGCUACAAAGUGCAUGAUUUAGUAAAAUACCUUCUAAAAUCUAAAUUUAAAACAAAACAUUUCCUUCCCACAAUUUUUUUGACAGAUUAGAUGUCCUUUAUUUCAGGAUUAGAAAAGUUUUCUAAAAAUGUAAUUGACUUUUCACCUUUUCAGUUGAAUUGUUUUGAGUCUUUCAAAUGGAUGAAGGUAGAUUUGUAGGUGAUGAGUUUAUCUAUAUACAUACACGUACAUGGAAUUUUAAGGUUUUAAUAAACCUUUACAUUAUAUAUACACUAAAAAUUUUGGUGUAAGUCUACCUCAUAAUGUGCUUUUAAAAAAUAAAUGCUACUUUGAAACAUUUGA
Galeopterus variegatus (Sunda flying lemur) is the source of this 7734-nucleotide messenger RNA. RefSeq names its product DDB1 and CUL4 associated factor 10 (gene DCAF10). The record is from RefSeq and is a predicted model, not a curated record. Gene Ontology annotation, molecular function: protein binding. Lineage: Eukaryota; Metazoa; Chordata; Mammalia; Dermoptera; Cynocephalidae. The transcript has 7 exons. Bases 260 to 1501 code for a protein of 413 amino acids. Gene Ontology annotation, cellular component: Cul4-RING E3 ubiquitin ligase complex.